GCAUCUGAUCCCGCACGAGCUCUGCACUCAGCCGCGGGAAACGGCGCGCGCAGGACGAAGAGACUCAAACUAUCGAUCCUCCACGCGUUUCCUUUAUAAACCAUCAUAUUGGUCGCUGUUUCUGAACGCUGGAUUACGCGCACUGCAGGAGCCCUUGGAUUUACCGGUCAGGAUGAGCAGUCGGCUGGACACAGCUCGUGGUGAACGCUCCUCGUGUGGUGUGACAGAGUGAGUGAUGCCGGGCUGCUGGUGAGGAAUGUCCGUCUGUUUACUCCUGGCCCUCUUCACACUGACCACACACACUCAGGUGUCCUCUGGAAAGUCUUUGAAGCUGUUGCAGGAACAAUGGAGGAGCUACACGAAUGAAUGUAUUCAGAGCUUCAUCAAUACUCCACCAGCCUCUGGGUUGGUGUGUAACAGAACAUUUGAUCAGUAUGUGUGCUGGCCCGAUGGCUCUCCUGGCACUGUUGUUAACGUGUCCUGCCCGUGGUAUUUACCCUGGUAUCAUAAAGUUCAGCAGGGUCUGGUGUAUCGCGUGUGCAGUGCUGACGGCAGAUGGACACACAGUAAAAACACCAGCGAGUGUGAACAGGACGAUCCGGGACAGAGGCAGUACGGUCAGAUUCUGGGUAAAUUCAGAGCCAUGUACACCGUGGGUUACUCACUCUCUCUCGGAGCGUUGAUUCUUGCCCUCGGCAUUCUGGUGACCUUCCGGAAGUUGCAUUGCAUGAGGAACAACAUCCACAUGAAUCUGUUCGGUUCCUUCAUCCUGCGCGCUCUCUCCAUCCUCAUCAAAGACGCACUGCUGGAUCAGAUGAACAGGGUUCAGAGCGGACCGCAUCAUUAUCAGGGUCAGCGCUGGGUCGACAUGCAGACUGUCACUGGGUGUCGUGUCGCCAUGGUGAUGAUGCAGUACAGCGUCAUGGCAAAUAACUAUUGGCUGCUGGUGGAGGGCUUGUACCUGCACAGUCUCCUGGUCAUCGCCGUUUUCUCGGAGAGGAAUUACUUCUAUAUAUAUCUGUGCAUCGGAUGGGGUGCGCCUCUUAUUUUCGUGCUGCCGUGGGUCGCAGUCAAAUACCUGUAUGAGAAUCAAGAAUGUUGGGAAAGGAAUAUUAACAUGGGUUAUUGGUGGAUCAUUCGCUCCCCCAUUCUGUUCGCAUAUCUGAUCAACUUCAUUAUUUUCAUUCGUAUAAUAAAGAUUCUGAUGUCCAAGCUGAAGGCCCAUCAGAUGAGAUACACCGACUAUAAAUUCAGGCUGGCAAAGUCCACUCUCACCCUCAUCCCGCUGUUGGGAAUUCACGCCAUCCUCUUCACCUUCGUCAUCGAUGAAUCCGUGCCAAAGGAAUCUCUUCUGAGGCUCAUCCGCCUCUUCUACGACCUCCUCUUCAGCUCCUUCCAGGGUCUCCUCGUGGCCAUCCUGUACUGCUUUGUCAACAAAGAGGUCCAGAGUGAGAUGUUGAAGAAGUGGAAGAGGUGGAAACUCGGAAAAGAUAUUGAAGAAGAAUACCGUCACACUCACAGUCAAACACCCCAUGCCAAAAGCGGCAGUAUCGCCCUGGCGAUGACCCACGAAUGCCCUGACACCCCUGAGCAGGCGGACUCAGCCCCGCCCUCUACCGAGUCCCAGUGUUUAGUGACUGCCCUUCACAAUGGAUUGAAUAGAAGCCGCGGCCGAAUUCGGUUGCAGUUGACCUCCGGGCCAGAGGAGGGCGCCAGUAACUGCAGCUCUCUGACGGACGUUUGUCUUGAAGAGCGUCCGCUUAACGGCGAGUGCAUGGAGAUCAUGACGGAAACCAACGUUUGAGGGAUAACCGUAAUGGUUCGGUCGUAACUGUGGUGAGACAGAUAUUCUUCAUUUAAUGAUUUGCUUUUUCAGUAUUAAAAUCAACAGAGAAGAAAUGACCGUCAUUAGCUCAUUCUCAUGGCCAUUAUCAUGACAAUGCAGGGAACAACACUGACAUGUGGAGCUAGAAAACUCUGUAAAAAUUGAACUUUGCUUUGACAUUCUCUCCACUCAACAAAAAUACACUGCCCGUCCAAAAAAAGUCACACACUCUAAUAUUUCGUUGGACUGCCUUUAGCUUUCAUUACAGCACGCAUUCGCCAUGGCAUCUUUUCGAUAAGCUUCUGCAAUGUCACAACAUUUGUUCCCGUCCAGAGUUGCAUUCAUUUUUCGCCAAGAUCUUGUAUUGAUGAUGGGAGAGCCGCUACCGCAAAGUCUUUUCCAGCACAUCCCAAAGAUUCUCAAUGGGGUUAAGGUCUGGACUCUGUGGUGGCCAAUCCAUGUGUGAAAAUGAUGUCUCAUGAUCCCUGAACCACUCUUUCACAAUUUCAGCCCGAUGAAUCCUGGCAUUGUCAUCUUGGAAUAUGCCCGUGCCGUCAGGGAAGAAAGAACCCAUUGAUGGAAUAACCUGGUCAUUCAGUAUAUUCAGGUAGUCAGCUGACCUCAUUCUUUGGGCACAUAACGUUGCUGAACCUAGACCUCCAAUCCAAUGGGAGGCUCUUACCUAUUUGCUUAAUUAAAUCCAGGUGGUGUCUUUGUUUUGGACGGGCAGUGUAGUAUUAUGAAUUAUAGAUGGUCGCUAUGAGAAGCAUUACUGCUGUAAAAGUUCAAAAAAGAGGUGCUUUAAACACCUUCAUCCUAAGUAUUGAUCUUCUUCAGCCAUCUGGACUCACCAGAACAUUAUCGAGAUGUUGGCUUGUGUGAGUUUUUUCCAGAAGAAAAUGCCAAUAGAGCCUCUUGGCUAUUUACUCAUUCUGGAGUUCAAUCCAAUUUCAAUUGAGUCGCUCACCAAAACACCUCGCACUCAUAUAAAGAACGAUCUGUGAGGCGUGUGACAGAUCAUUCAUAAUUCAGAAGCAUUUCCACAGAACGCUCGACCUCAUGAGCGGUCAGAUCUUCAGACGGGAUACUCACAAACGGAUGUGUCAAUCAAAGAUCAUCGGACGCUUGUGAUGAAUACAGCUGUGCUUGAUGUUUCACGCGAGAUAUCGGUUUGUGUUAUUAUGAACAAACAUUUUUAUAUACUCGCAUACAUGUGUUGUGAACUCUCCGACGUGUUUUUAAAGCAUACAGUGUAAUGUUACUGUGUGAAUUCGCUUAAACAACACGCAUGCAUCAGUUGGAGUGCCAUUCGAAGCCCGAACUACCCAAAGACAAGCAACUCAACUGAGAGACUUCAGGAAUGUUUCCUUACGAUUCCCUCGUGAAAGACUUGUGGGAUUGUGGGGGACCCCAGACGGCAUUCAAGAGCGACUGUACGAAUCAUUGCUUAUGGAAAAUAACAUGCCUAAUCUUUCCAUGUUUGGGUGCAAAGGGUUUGUUUGGCUCUAAGCCAUGUCAUUUCAACAUUACCGAUUACAUUGAUGCUUAAAGGCGGGGUAACUGAUUUCCGAAUUACGCUUUAGACAACUGAGUCGGGCCGAGUACCAAAACUACCUUGUAGCCAAUCAGCAGUAAGGUGCACAGUGCACAGGACGGACAUUAGCUGAGCGCUGACGAAAGCGAAAGAUGGGGGUAGGGGUGUGUCUGUUUUGGUGAUUUGAACAUCAAAAAUGGCUAAGAGAAAUCGGACACCCCGCCUUUAAUGCACAAAACUUUUUAUUAAAAAUGUUGCCCAUCGUUAGUAUAUUGAAAAUAAAGAUGGCAGGUUUGAUGUUGUUUAGAACAAAUAUAGCUUGUGUUAAAGCUUAAAUAAUGUUUCUUUUAUACGCCACGUCAUAACAUGGAAUUUAGCGUGUUUCGAGUACCGGACAUCCUGUGAAUUUGAUGCAUCCGCUUCAUUCGUAUGUUCAUUUGUUUCUACGCUUAUACGAGAAAGGUUAUGUAAUUAUGGAACAUACUGUAUAUGUGAAAGAAAGAGUUAAUGAAUUAUUGAGACAUAAAGAAGGACUGUACAAAUAAAAGUCCCUGCUGUGGUUUGCACAGUAAAUGU
Messenger RNA from Triplophysa rosa, 3935 nucleotides. It is a transcript of the gene gcgrb, whose product is annotated as glucagon receptor b. Gene Ontology annotation, biological process: adenylate cyclase-activating G protein-coupled receptor signaling pathway; cell surface receptor signaling pathway. The transcript has 14 exons. Lineage: Eukaryota; Metazoa; Chordata; Actinopteri; Cypriniformes; Nemacheilidae. The record is from RefSeq and is a predicted model, not a curated record. Gene Ontology annotation, cellular component: plasma membrane. Gene Ontology annotation, molecular function: glucagon receptor activity; gastric inhibitory peptide receptor activity; peptide hormone binding. Bases 257 to 1804 code for a protein of 515 amino acids.